AUGGUCAACAAGGCUAUCAUUGCUUCUCUCUUCAUCGGCGCUGCCAUGGCUGUGCCUUAUCCUCCUUCUGCCACCGAUGGUGCUAGACACCCCGUGCCUAAGCACGCCUACCCUCACAAGAAGGUCAACGGCGGUAACUACCAGCCUUCUCGCACCAGCAAGGGCAGCACUUCCAAGACCUCCGCUGCUCCCGCUGCUGCCAAGGACAACUCCAAGCGAGCUACCGGCGAGACUGUCAACAACUCCGUGGCCCGUUUCGACAACACCAACAUCACUGACGGUGUUGGCGAUGGUGUUGACUCUUACACCCUCUACCUCGGAGACGGCAGCACUGGCGCCGGCUGGCCUGACCAGAGCCGCUGGGUCUCUUUCGAGAACAUGUUCAACAACUACAAGGACACCAUGUUCUCCUCCUGCGCAAAUAUUGCCGGCCAGGCCAACGACAGCGGCCCUGAGGUCGGAGCCAUCUGGGACGGCAUCCAGCAAGCAAGCGCUGCGACUGGAGUCGACCACCGCUUCAUCCUGGCUGUCAUCAUGCAGGAGUCUGGCGGCUGCGUUCGUGUUCAGACCACCAACUUUGGUGUCCGCAACCCUGGCCUCAUGCAGGACCACAACGGCGCGGCUACCUGUAACGAAAAUAACAAUGUGCAGAACCCUUGCCCUUCUGCCACCAUCUACCAGAUGAUCAGCGAGGGAACUGCUGGAACCAACGAUGGUGAUGGCCUUGCCAACUGCAUCAACGAGUCUGGCGCCAACGACGUCUCUGCCUUCUACCGCGCUGCCCGUAUCUACAACUCGGGCUCCAUCUCCUCCACUGGAGACCUCCAGAGCAACAUUGCCACUCACUGCUACGCCAGUGACAUUGCCAACCGUCUGACUGGUUGGGUCAGCGCUCCCAGCGCCUGCACUUGCGACAGCGACCCCAACAGCUGCGGUGUCGUUCUGUUCUAA
Molecule: messenger RNA, 951 nt
Organism: Trichoderma aggressivum f. europaeum
Lineage: Eukaryota; Fungi; Ascomycota; Sordariomycetes; Hypocreales; Hypocreaceae
Exons: 1
Coding region: 1-951 (316 amino acids)
Source: RefSeq, a predicted model, not a curated record